GGGUCUGCAACAAGUUUAGCCACAGGAGUAGCUCCAUCAUUUCAGAUUUGGUCGUUGGGAGUAGGCUGGGUCGAGGCUAUGGAACACCUGUCACAUGCACCAUUUCUACGUGCUAGAGCCAGAAGGCGUGUGCAUCGCACGUGCCACCAGGGCAAGGGGCUCUUGGAUCAAGCAGUGAAGCCUUGCCUUCUUUCUUUCCCCUGCGCUUUUAGCACCUCCCUGUGAAGCAGCCCAUCGUAGUCUGGAGCUGCGCUGCGAAGCAAAUAGCAAUGGCUGGCUCUCUCUCCAAGUCCUCCCUCUUCUCAGGCUUACGCUUCCACUCCCAGAAGGGGGAGCCAGGGCUCCAUCUCCCGCGCCGCGGAUACCACAUCGAGCUCGGAGCUCGCGAGAAGGCGCUCCUGGAAGAAGAUCCCGCGCUAAAGAAGUUCAAAUCGUACAAGAAUACUGUGAAGCGUGUAUCGAAAGUUGGGGAUGCCCUUACCGUGAUUGUUGUAGCUGCGUGCAGCUAUGAGAUUUAUGCAGUGGCGGCAACAAGAAGGGAGCAAAGGCAGCCCUGAUGAUGUCCAGUUUGCCUAAUAAAAUGGUUUUCCGUUCAUCUUAUGUGCUUUUUCGGACUGCCUUUAGCAUUGCUUUGUCAGACAGCAUCAGAAAUCAUUAUAAAACAUCAGCCAUGGUUGGAAAAAAAUGAUACUUGAAAUGGUUUUAUUUUUCAUAUUGCAGUCAGUUUUUGUUUGGAAAAGAAUCAUAUGUUCUAAAUUGAGGAUCUAGUUUCCCAGAUUGUUAAACGAGUUUCUGAUCAUUUGCUGAUAAGUUAUGCUUCGACAGGCACUGCACACUCAAAGACUGUAUGAGAGGAAUGAGACAGUGCUUUAGAUAUUAUCACCGGCAUUACAUUUAGAUUCAUUUGACCA
Molecule: messenger RNA, 911 nt
Organism: Elaeis guineensis (African oil palm)
Lineage: Eukaryota; Viridiplantae; Streptophyta; Magnoliopsida; Arecales; Arecaceae
Product: succinate dehydrogenase subunit 7, mitochondrial
Cellular component (GO): respiratory chain complex II (succinate dehydrogenase)
Source: RefSeq, a predicted model, not a curated record